AUGAAAAGACAAAUUGAAGCGAUUGACUCUGACGAGAGCAUGACCCAACAACAUUCUGAUGAGGAAGAUAGUAAAAAAGUAAAACUCGAUCAUCCAAAGAGCUCUUCGGAGGAACCACAGGUGGCAUCAUCAUCACAGGUUUACCAUCAUCAUCAUCACUUGGAUACUCUCGAUUAUAAAAAUCCUCUUUCCCCAUUCUCUGAUGAAGAAUCUUCGGUUGGUGUUUCAAAAUAUGUGGACAUUGCAAUUCAUCCCAACCAACUCGACCUCACCCUUCCUCCCUUCACUGGUAUCAUGAAACAAAAAUUUAGUGAUUUCAUUGUUCAUGAAAUUGAUCGAAAUGGAAAUGUUGUUUAUUUGACAGACACCAACAUUCCAGAUCACAUCAAAGACAAGCGUUCAAAAGAUUUAUCACUCAGUGAACAAGAAAAGAAAGAAAAUGAAUUGAAAGGAAUUGAAGAAUUGAAAAGAAUUCUCUCUGAAAAUGUCCUUUCAUCCUUUGAAUCAUUUUUAUCUAGUCAAAGUGAAACAGAAAAAAAAUUAGAAGAAAUUGCAAAACAACGAAAGAGAAUUGAAGAAAGUGAUGUUCCAACUCUUUUAAUUAAGGAAAAUGACAAAACCAUUCGAUCGAAUAUUCACAAACUUAUUUCCACUUACUUUUCACAUGCUCUUGUUUCAGAUACUCUUACCAAAGACAAUGAACAACACAUUCGAUUGAGAUUUCAAUUUCGUAGUUUUACAUUACAAACUUUAUUUUUGAAUAACCAAAAUAAUAGCAAAUCAAAAAAGAGACAAAAAAGAAAAGGUUCAAAAAAGAAUGAACUUCCAUCAUUGGCAAGUGGUGAAUCUUAUUUUGAUCCAAGACAAUUUGCAUGGCCAAAAGAUCGUCCCAAUUACAUUCAAUUUGUUCUCUAUAAGGAAAAUAGUGAAACGACAGAAAUUUUAGGAGAAAUUGGAAGAAUUUUAAAAUUGAAACAAAAGAACUUCCAAAUUGCAGGAACUAAAGACAAGAGAGGAAUUACAACUCAAUUGGUCACUGGAUAUCAAAUUAGUGCUGAAAAACUCUCUCAAGUGAAUCAUCGAUUUAAACACAAAGUCAUUCGAGUUGGAAAUUUCCAAUAUGUUGAAAAUCCAUUACGAUUAGGAGAUUUGACUGGAAAUCGUUUCACAUUGGUAUUGAGAGAUUUGAAAAUUCCAGAAAGACCAUCAUGUCUUCCACCACAAUUACAAUCAUUACCACAAUCAGAACAAUCUCAAUUACCAUUACAAUCAUCACCACAAUUACCAUCACAAUUACCAUCACAAUCAUUACCACAAUCAAAACAAGAUCAUUCCACACAACCUCAAAAAUCGAUUGAAGAAAUAUUCAAAGAACGAAUUGAUCAAUUGAAUCAAUAUGGUUUCAUUAAUUAUUUUGGAAUGCAACGUUUUGGAAUUACUUACAAUAGUGUGAAAAAUAUUUAUCACAGUGAUUAUCCCACUUACUUGUUAGGUCAACAUUUAUUGAAAUGUGAAUGGAAAGAAUUAGCAAGAUGCAUCUUUCUUUCAAGUAUUCAAUCUUCCAAAGACAAACGUUCCAAUCAAACACUUCAAGAUUUUCUCGAUGGUAAAAUCACUUCUCGUGAAUGUUAUGAUGCAUUACCUCGAUCUCGUAAUCACACUGAAAAGAUUAUGUUAAAUUCUUAUUUGAAAACUCAUGAUCGAGAUCAUCUCACUGCCAUUCAAGCAUUACCAUUGAAUUUACUGACCAUGUAUAUUCAUUCGUAUCAAUCCUAUGUAUUUAAUCAUAUGGUUUCAUUACGUAUUGAAAAACAUGGAUUGAAAGUGGUGUGUGGAGAUUUGGUCAUUUCAAGACGACAACGACAAUGGCAAGGACAAUCUUGUUUAGGAGAAUCUUCAUCCUUCUCCUCCCCUUCAACAGGAGUAUCUUCCUCAUCUUCAUCCUCCUCCUCAACAGGAGUAUCUUCAUCUUCCUCAACAUUCCAUUUUGAUUCCAAAUUGACUUUUGAAUCUCCAAUUGUGAGAAUUGAAAGUGAAGAACAAGCUCAACAAUAUUCCAUUCAUGAUGUGGUCAUGACCAUUCCAGGUAUUGAUAUUCAAUAUCCUUCCACAGAGUAUGUGAAUAAGAACACGUAUGAUGAAUUUAUGAAACAACAUGGAUCGAUUAGUGAAGAAGAUUUUAAAAAACAUGUUUCUCAAUACAAAACCUAUGGAGCCUAUCGUUUCAUGAUUCAAAAAGCUCAAAAUAUUGAAUAUGAAUUUAGAGAGUAUAGUGAACAGGAUGAAAAGAUGUGUAAACGAUUGGUUGAAACGGAUGAUGACAAGUUGGUAUCAACCAAAAAGAAGAGUGGUCAACAAGGUGGUGGUGGUGGUCAGAAUAGUAGUAGUCAACAAAGUGGUAGCAUCAGUGAUGGUCAUGCUAGUAGUAGUAGUAGUAAUAGCAAUAGCAGUAAUAGGAAAAUGAAAAAGGCAGUCAUUCUUUCCUUCUCACUCGAUUCCUCUACCUAUGCCACCAUGUUCAUUCGUGAAUUACUUCGAUUACCAUCUGUGAUUGAUUGGAAAUGGAUUGCAGGAGAAAAUACGAGCUUGAGUGCACUCAAAGUGAUGAGUAAGGAUGAUCAAGACCAACAAUUUCAUUUAUUGCAAGACGACACCAAUGGUGAGGCAUUUGAAAUGACAACGGAAGAGUUACUGGUCAAUGAUGAUUCAGGCGAUCAUGUUGUUGAAGGUGAUGAUGAAGGAAUGGAAGAUUUUUAA
This is a messenger RNA of Naegleria fowleri, 2757 nucleotides long. RefSeq lists its product as uncharacterized. The transcript has a single exon. Gene Ontology annotation, cellular component: nucleus. Gene Ontology annotation, molecular function: pseudouridine synthase activity; RNA binding. Gene Ontology annotation, biological process: pseudouridine synthesis. NCBI's taxonomy places the organism in Eukaryota, Heterolobosea, Eutetramitea, Acrasida, Naegleriidae. Bases 1 to 2757 code for a protein of 918 amino acids. The record is from RefSeq and is a predicted model, not a curated record.